Molecule: messenger RNA, 1103 nt
Organism: Polyodon spathula (Mississippi paddlefish)
Lineage: Eukaryota; Metazoa; Chordata; Actinopteri; Acipenseriformes; Polyodontidae
Product: nmrA-like family domain-containing protein 1
Exons: 6
Coding region: 51-950 (299 amino acids)
Source: RefSeq, a predicted model, not a curated record
UAUUAACAACACACUGUGGUUGUACAGCUACAAAAUAACAGCACUGAGAGAUGGCAGCCAGGAAGCUGAUCGUGGUUUUUGGAGCUACUGGUGGUCAGGGUGGCUCAGUUGUGCGGGCUCUGCUCCAGGAUGCUUCAUUCCAGGUGCGGGCGGUGACCCGGAACCCUGAGAAGCCCGCAGGAGCAGAGCUGUCCCGCCUUGGAGCCCAGGUGGUGAAGGCAGACCUGAGCCAGCAGGGGGAGCUAGAAGCUGCGCUACAGGGCGCAUACGGCUGCUUCUUUGUGACAAACUUCUGGGAGCACUUCAGCAAGGAUGUUGAAGUUCAACAGGGUAAGAUUGCAGUGGACCUGGCAAAGCAGCUGGGGCUGAAGCACUUUGUGUACAGUGGGCUGGAGAAUGUGAACAAGCUGACUGGGGGGAAAUUGAAGGUGCUACACUUUGACAGCAAAGGGGAGGUGGAGGAAUAUCUGAAAGACAGCGGGGUUCCUUUCACCAGCCUGCGUAUGCCUGCCUAUUUUGAGAACUUCCUGACCUUCUUCAAACCCCACAGCAAUGUCGCUGGAGGAGCAAACCUGCUGAAUAUUCCAAUGGGUGAUGUCCCUAUGGACGGCAUGUCUGUCGCUGACCUGGGGCUGGUAGUGGCCAGUGUGCUGAAAGCCCCAAAUGACUUCAACGGCAAGACCAUUGGCCUGAGCUCUGAACGGUUAACCAUUCAGCAGUACAGUGAGGUCAUGAGCAAGGUCCUGGGGAAGCCAUUCAGGGAUGGGAAGAUGUCUGCAGAGGUCUAUGAGAAGCUGGGGUUCCCCGGAGCGAAGGAACUGGCUGACAUGUUCCGUUUCUACAUGAUGAAGCCAGACCGGGACAUCGUUCUGACCCACAGACUGAACCCAGCAGUGCGCAGUUUUGAGCAGUGGCUGAGGGAGAACAAAGAGGCCUUUGCAGACCUGUGAGGGAGGCUUCAGCGUCGCUCACACUCAGAGCAGCACUCUGGUCAAGCGUGUGUCUAGGAGCGUGCAUUCAGCAAACUGUUUUUUAAAUGUGGAUUAAUAAUACAUCUUAUUUUUAUUAAAGCUUGCUUGUAAGCAAACAUAGUGAAUAAAUAA